Molecule: messenger RNA, 10127 nt
Organism: Coregonus sp. 'balchen'
Lineage: Eukaryota; Metazoa; Chordata; Actinopteri; Salmoniformes; Salmonidae
Source: the annotation of a GenBank genome assembly
AUGUUCACCCUCUACCUCAUUGUACAUUUGUCAUGGUACCAUAAUACGAUGCUUGUCUCGUUGCCUGCCACAUGCUUGCCUUAGACACCAAAGGCAGGCUCUUCAGUCCCAGCUGGGGAGAGACAUUAUGUGUACAGUAACCACAGAUUUUGUCUAUGGGUGAUGUGUCACACUGUAUUGAUCAGACUGUGUGUGUUGUGUUUUUCAGUCGGUGGCCAAAACCGGACGGCUGCUUAUCAGUCACGAGGCUCCAAUCACCGGAGGCUUUGCUGCCGAGAUCAGCUCCACAGUGCAAGUAAGUGUGUUUGUGUGUGGUCAUGCAUGCAGAGGGUUCUAUUGGAAUCCGAGGGGGCCUUCAGAGGUGAGAUGUGGGACGAAUUGCACAUGGACAGUAGGGUAUCUAUGUCUGUGUGGAUGGGGGUUUGGGUUGAGCUUUCUCGGUUUGAAAUGCGAAAUGAAAUUCAAAUGUCUGUCAGUAGGUGUCCUCAGGGUCAGGCAAUAAAUCUGAGCUUAAGAGGCACUGACAUGUCAUACUGAAACUCGCUAGACUUUGUCCAUUGAAAUUAGUAAUAUACAGUGAGGGAAAAAAGUAUUUGAUCCCCUGCUGAUUUUGUACGUUUGCCCACUGACAAAGACAUGAUCAGUCUAUAAUUUUAAUGGUAGGUUUAUUUGAACAGUGAGAGACAGAAUAACAACCAAAAAAUCCAGAAAAAUGCAUGUCAAAAAUGUUAUAAAUUGAUUUGCAUUUUAAUUAGGGAAAUAAGUAUUUGACCCCCUCUCAAUCAGAAAGAUUUCUGGCUCCCAGGUGUCUUUUAUACAGGUAACGAGCUGAGAUUAGGAGCACACUCUUAAAGGGAGUGCUCCUAAUCUCAGUUUGUUACCUGUAUAAAAAAGACACCUGUCCACAGAAGCAAUCAAUCAAUCAGAUUCCAAACUCUCCACCAUGUCCAUGACCAAAGAGCUCUCCAAGGAUGUCAGGGACAAGAUUGUAGACCUACACAAGGCUGGAAUGGGCUACAAGACCAUCGCCAAUCAGCUUGGUGAGAAGGUGACAACAGUUGGUGCGAUUAUUCGCAAAUGGAAGAAACACAAAAUAACUGUCAAUCUCCCUCGGCCUGGGGCUCCAUGCAAGAUCUCACCUCGUGGAGUUGCAAUGAUCAUGAGAACGGUGAGGAAUCAGCCCAGAACUACACGGGAGGAUCUUGUCAAUGAUCUCAAGGCAGCUGGGACCAUAGUCACCAAGAAAACAAUUGGUAACACACUACGCCGUGAAGGACUGAAAUCCUGCAGCGCCCGCAAGGUCCCCCUGCUCAAGAAAGCACAUAGAAGGCCGUCUGAAGUUUGCCAAUGAACAUCUGAAUGAUUCAGAAGAGAACUGGGUGAAAGUGUUGUGGUCAGAUGAGACCAAAAAGAGUUGAUGCUCUUUUGCAUCAACUCAACUCGCCGUGUUUGGAGGAGGAGGAAUGCUGCCUAUGACCCCAAGAACAUCAUCCCCACCGUCAAAUAUGGAGGUGGAAACAUUAUGCUUUGGGUGUGUUUUUCUGCUAAGGGGACAGGACAACUUCACCGCAUCAAAGGGACGAUGGACCGUCAAUGUACCGUCAAAUCUUGGGUGAGAACCUCCUUUCCUCAGCCAGGGCAUUGAAAAUGGGUCGUGGAUGGGUAUUCCAGCAUGACAAUUACCCAAAACACACGGCCAAGGCAACAAAGGAGUGGCUCAAGAAGAAGCACAUUAAGGUCCUGGAGUAGCCUAGCCAGUCUCCAGACCUUAAUCCCAUAGAAAAUCUGUGGAGGGAGCUGAAGGUUUGAGUUGCCAAACGUCAGCCUCGAAACCUUAAUGACUUGGAGAAGAUCUGCAAAGAGGAGUGGGACAAAAUCCCUCCUGAGAUGUGUGCAAACCUGGUGGCCAACUACAAGAAAUGUCUGACCUCUGUGAUUGCCAACAAGGGUUUUGCCACCAAGUACUAAGUCAUGUUUUGCAGAGGGGUCAAAUACUUAUUUCCCUCAUUAAAAUGCAAAUCAAUUUAUAACAUUUUAUACAUGUGUUUUUCUGGAUUUUUUUGUUGUUAUUCUGUCUCUCACUGUUUAAAUAAACCUCCCAUUAAAAUUAUAGACUGAUCAUGUCUUUGUCAGUGGGCAAACGUACAAAAUCAGCAGGGGAUCAAAUACUUUUUUCCCUCACUGUAUAUUAGAUCAAGCCAGUUGAAACUAAUACUCAACCUUGUCUUUGGAUGAAUUUUUGCUCAUGGACUGUACUGACUGUGCUGGAGGUGUAUCCCCUCUCCCUCCCUCCAUUUUUCCCGUCCCUCCCUCCCUCCCUCCCUCCCUCUGUCUAAUGAAGACUCUGCUCUGGCCUGGUCAGGGCAUGAUCAAAGUAUGUGCUGUGUUCCCUUCAGGGAGAAGGAGUGGUUGUACAUAAUGGUUCUGUAAAUGUAUUAUGUCUGGACAGGAGGGCGAAACUAAAGGAUAAUCAGGUCAAAACCAACUGCCUCAGGGCAGUGUGAGCACGGUCCAAUUAUGGAUUAGUUUGACUUUCUUUCAAAUUUGGAACAGCAGUUAAGGGUUUGAAAGUUUCCAUUCGGUGGAUUGGCUGCACCUCACAAACGAUGCCGUGUCAUUGUUUGCCUUGAAAUAAGGUGUUGUCAUUGACUGACCUCAUAUCAGAGCUUCUCUGCUGACUUACAAUGGAUCUCAGGGAUACAAAGAGUGCCAUGGUGAACUCUCCCAUAUUACUGUGCAUACAGCUUUGUUACAAUUAACAAAUAGACCUCGCUGUGCUACAUAUAGUAUUUAUAGGCUAGACCCCUGGGAUUGGACCGUACAGUAGAGGCUGUGCUUACAAGCAACACUGUGACUUUAAGUCUCUGUUUCACACUAUAGACGGAAGUACACUUAGGGAUGAAGCGUUACUUGAGAUACACAAGCAAAACUAGAGUUUCCAUAUUAUUAUUUAUUUAUUGAUUGAUUAACAGUUCAUGCUGCAUCUCCCCAGUCACUGCAAACACCAAACCCGGAUUAUACACUGCCUUUGGUCCUGUAACCUUUGCUGUAGACCUACCACAGCUUUCAGACACGUUGGAAUCAUCCACUCUUUUUGCUCUGCCGAGUUCUUUCCGUUAUUUGUGUGUAAUGGGAAUGGAGUGGAGUCCAGCAUCGAACUCCAACCCAACGCUGACCGCUGAGCUGUGGUAGUACAGGUCCGGGCCUCACAUCAAAGAUGGCCGUCUUCCAUUCCGGCCCAGUUGGGGUUGGUCGAAGAUGAAGGCCUGCGUUUUUCUGCCAUAAAUGCCUUCCGAAUCAGAACCAGAACCCUUGUUUGGCUGUCAGGCCGUUUAAAGAAGGCUGGUUUGUUUCCUCAGGCGCUGUUUUUUCUGUGCCUUCCACUGUAAAACCAUGGCUGGAUGCCCCUUGUCUCUCUCCCUCACAGGAUACACUGAUCCCCUUCAAAAGGGAUGUGUUUACGGAAGAGACCUGUUAGGCUACACACACUGAGGAAAGUGAAAUUAGAUGUCCAUAUUCUGCCACAGCCUGUAGGCUAUGAUGUAUCGCUCCAAGCUCCAUGUUCUCUUUUUUGCCAGUUGAUGGGUUGAAUGGCCACAGCCUAGCAUGAAACCCUCUUUGGCCGGUAUGGGUAUUAAUUCAUCCAUACUGGUCUAUCCUUUACCUGUAGAGGUAGCUUUGAAUCUAAAUUGCAAGGAAUUUCCCCAAAUUUGACCUUCAACAGGAUGAUCAGAGAAUGUGUGAUUCAUUUUUCCUUCCAGGAAGUUGCUCAGUAAGUAACACAGGAAGUCUAUAAUGAACUCCUCCAAUCAGUCUCUAAAAGCUUCAGUGUUGAUGAACCCACUAUCUACAGCGGUCUUUGAACCCUCUGAAACCAUUGUUCAUAUGGAAGCAAACAAACAAAUACUUUUAAGAUCAAAAUCUAGAUGGAUUUUCCAAGAUGUCUUAAAAAAUAAAUAUAUAUACACUCCCAGUCAAGUUUGGACACACCUACUCAUUCAAGGGUUUUUCUUUAUUUUUACUAUUUUUUACAUUGUAGAAUAAUAGUGAAGACAUCAAAACUAUGAAAGAACACGUAUGGAAUCAUGUAGUAACCAAAGAAGUGUUAAACAAAUCAAAAUAUGUUUUAUAUUUGAGAUUCUUCAAAUAGCCACCCUUUGACUUGAUGACAGCUUUGCACACUCUUGGCAUUCUCUCAACCAGCUUCAUGAGGUAGUCACCUGGAAUGCAUUUCAAUUAACAGGUGUGCCUUCUUAAAAGUUAAUUUGUGGAAUUUAUUUCCUUCUUAAUGCAUUUGAGCUAAUCAGUUGUGUUGUGACAAGGUAGAGGGGGUAUACAGAAGAUAGCCCUAUUUGGUAAAAGACCAAGUCUAUAUUAUGGCAAGAACAGCUCAAAUAAGCAAAGAGAAACGACAGUCCAUCAUUACUUUAAGACAUGAAGGUCAGUCAAUACGGAACAUUUCAAGAACUUUGAAAGUUUCUUCAAGUGCAGUCGCAAAAAACAUCAAGCGCUAUGAUGAAACUGGCUCUCAUGAGGACCGCCACAGGACUGGAAGACCCAGAGUUACCUCUGCUGCAGAGGAUAAGUUCAUUAGAGUUACCAGCCUCAGAAAUUGCAACCCAAAUAAAUUCUUACAUUUUAGUCAUUUAGGAACUAUUGUCAUUUUCAAUGGAUGUAAAAACAGACUUUGUUUACUUGCUGUUUGAGGUGAAGAAAAAAAUACUUUGAGAAGCUCCGCAGUGGUGGUGAGUUAAGACAAUCGGAAAUAGUAUCAGAUCCCCAGAUGGGCACAUUUAUAGGCCUACAUUUGCUCGCAGGCCAGGUAGCAAAGGCCUACUUCUAUAUGUAAUCAGGUGCGUGUCCUUUCUCAAGAUUGAUAGGAGCGCUCCAAACAAAAGACAAUGAAUAAAUUGACAACUCGUAAAUGGAAUGAAAUAAACCAAAACCUGUUUCUCACAAGUGUAGCCUUGGUUGUGCGCUCUGCAAACAACGUGUCCACUCCUAUAAUGAGAACAGUAAGACUGUCAUAAUAAUAUAUUGAAUGCAUUAACAAAAAUUACUGUAACCAAACAAACAUUGUAGAUUAGAAAUUAUGGGAAUUAACAGUAAAUGUAGGCCUACUACUGGUGUGCCAUCCCCGCGGCCUCCAAAAUGGAUUAGUCCGCUCAGACAGGCGUGAAUCAGACAGGUGUCUCGUGUGCCAUAAAAAAGAAUAUAUAUUUGUGACUGCUCGACUAAAAAAAUCUUGGUCGACCAACAGCCUAUCGACCAAACAAUCAACCAGUUGACUAAAUGGGGUCAGCCCUAAAAAUGUCCAAAGGAAAUAUGAAAUUCAGCAUUAUUUCAACCACCCAAUUUAAUAUAGGAUUAAAAAUAUUUCUAAUAUUUCUACCUGGAACUUUCAACGCAAUUUCAACAUAUACAGUUGAAGUCGGAAGUUUACAUACACCUUAGCCAAAAACAUUUAAACUCUGUUUUUCACAAUUCCUGACAUUUAAUCCUAGUAAAAAUUCCCUGUCUUAGGUUAGUUAGGAUCACCACUUUAUUUUAACAAUGUGAAAUGUCAGAAUAAUAGUAGAGAAUUAUUUAUUUCAGCUUUUAUUUCUUUCAUCACAUUCCCAGUGGGUCAGAAGUUUACAUACACUCAAUUAGUAUUUGGUAGCAUUGCCUUUAAAUUGUUUAACUUGGGUCAAACGUUUCGGGUAGCCUUCCAUAACCUUCCCACAAUAAGUUGGGUGAAUUUUGGCCCAUUCCUCCUGACAGAGCUGGUGUAACUGAUUCAGGUUUGUAGGCCUCCUUGCUCGCACACUCUUUUUCAGUUCUGCCCACAACUUUUCUAUAGGAUUGAGGUCAGGGCUUUGUGAUGGCCACUCCAAUACCUUGACUUUGUUGUCCUUAAGCCAUUUUGCCACAACUUUGGAAGUAUGCUUGGGGUCAUUGUCCAUUUGGAAGACCCAUUUGCGACCAAGCUUUAACUUCCUGACUGAUAUCUUGAGAUGUUGCUUCAAUAUAUCCACAUACUUUUCCUUCCUCGUGAUGACAUCUAUUUUGUGAAGUGCACCAGUCCCUCCUGCAGCAAAGCACCCCCACAGCAUGAUGCUGCCACCCCUGUGCUUCACAGUUGGGAUGGUGUUCUUCGGCUUGCAAGCUACCGCCUUUUUCCUCCAAACAUAACGAUGGUCAUUACGGCCAAACAGUUCUAUUUUUGUUUCAUCAGACCAGAGGACAUUUCUCCAAAAAGUAUGAUAUUUGUCCCCAUGUGCAGUUGCAAACCGUAGUCUGGCUUUUUUAUGGAGGUUUUGGAGCAGUGGCUUCUUCCUUGCUGAGCGACCUUUCAGGUUAUGUCGAUAUAGGACUCAUUUUACUGUGGAUAUCGAUACUUUUGUGCCUGUUUCCUCCAGCAUCUUCACAAGGUCCUUUGCUAUUGUUCUGGGAUUGAUUUGCACUUUUCACACCAAAGUACGUUAAUCUCUAGGAGACAGAACGCGUCUCCUUCCUGAGCGGUAUGACGGCUGCGUGAUCCCAUGGUGUUUAUACUUGCGUAAUAUUGUUUGUACAGAUGAAUGUGGUACCUUCAGGCGUUUGGAAAUUACUCCUAAGGAUGAACCAGACUUGUGGAGGUCUACCAUUUUUUUUCCUGAGGUCUUGGCUGAUUUAUUUUGAUUUUCCCAUGAUGUCAAGCAAAGAGGCACUGAGUUUGAAGGUAGGCCUUGAAAUACAUCCACAGGUACACCUCCAAUUGACUCAAAUGAUGUCAAUUAGCCUAUCAAAAGCUUCUAAAGCCAUGACAUCAUUUUCUGGAAUUUUCCAAGCUGUUUAAAGGCACAGUCAAUUUAGUGUAUGUAAACUUCUGACCCUCUGGAAUUGUGAUACAGUGAAUAAUAAGUGAAAUAACCUGUCUGUAAACAGUUGUUGGAAAAAUUACUUGUGUCAUGAUCAAAGUAGAUGUCCUAACCGACUUGCCAAAACUAUAGUUUGUUAACAAGAAAUUUGUGGAGUGGUUGAAAGUUUUAAUGACUCCAACCUAAUUGUAUGUAAACUUCCGACUUCAACUGUACAUAGUUCUGAUGAUUAUGUUGAAAUUGGAUUGAUGUAACAACCUGUUUAGUCAGGUUAAGUCAAUGUUUACAACGCUGGUUCAAAUUAGAUCAAAACGGAACUGGUUGAUUUCUUUUUUCAAAUCCAAUGUAUUUUCCACGUUGAUUCCACACACAAUACAAUUACAAAUUAUGUUGAAACAACGUUGAUUCAACUAGUGUGUGCCCAGAGGGCAGUGUGUGAUUUGUCAUUGUUGGUAGUCCCAUUUGGUAAUAUUGGAACCCUGGAGUGACAUUCCCCAAUCUGUGGCUGCCGCUGACAAACUCUGUUUCCGUGUGACAGGAGGCAAAACGCGCAACUACAAAUCUAAACCCCCGCCGGUUGGUAUUCUUCAAUCUUGCCUCCUCAAGAGAUGCAGUCCGUAGUUUGUCCUGCCAUUUUGUCAUAUUUAUAUGCAGACAUUUAUGUCAGAUUGCAUAUAAUGGUGUGUUUUCUCCAAAGAUAAACAGCGAUUUGAGUGAAAUCUGAGUUCUGUGGCACUUCACUAUUUAGCUGUGGUGACAAGCAACCAGACUGUUCUUUCCUCCUGCUUCCAGUAAGUGUAUUUAGAGGAGAUUACAGUUUGGAAUCUGACAGGAAAAAGCCUUUAGUACUGUCUAUGUCUGCCUGUGGAUCGUAGACUGUCUCAUGAGCCGUUCUCCGUUAAUGCUCUGCAUUCUAGACACACAGAUGGUCCUCUAUCAUGACUCUGAAAUGACAGUAAAUUGGGAGAGAUGGAUUAGGCUACAUGGCCUAUGCUACAUGUUUUGAUUCUUUCAAAAAGUCUUAAAGUAUUUAUCACACUUCUGAUCUAACUCUUCAAAAAUGCAGGCCUGACCAGACUCAUCUUAUUUGUUUUGAGCUUCAUCUUCAUGAUUAAGUGUGAUGUCAAUCUGUCACUGAAGUCCACUGCAGGCCCCCUCCAGCCGCCACACAAGUGUCUGCCUGUUACACUGUUAAACUCCUAGCCCCCAGGACCAGAAAUAGCUCUCCACUGAGCAACAUGGCAAGGAAACCUGUUCAGAGAAUGCAAUUAGUCAUCGCAGCUCAAAUGUUUUAUUUUCCUUAGUAACGUAUAUGCCACUGCCAGACAUUGUGAGCGUCCUUUCUGAGCAUUUUAUAUCAAGAAAAUCAUCCACCCAAGUGUUGAAGCGCUAUUAAAGUUAUUUAAGGCUGAGAAAAACUCUAAUUAUGGGCUUAUAAGAUUUUGACCUUACAGAGGCUAAAUUGAUUCACGUUCUUGCCCCAACAAGGUGCAAUGGGUGAAUAGAGAUAUUUGAAUAUAGAAUAUGGGAACUUAUGGUCUUAUACAUACAAUGCAUCAUGCCCAGUCUCCCAGCUCUGCCCUAGACUGUUGGAGGGGACAGAAGGAAAUCUCCACAGAAACCGUUUGGCCCACUUGGCCAAGGAGAGGCAGGCUGGCUGGGGUUGGAUGGGGAGGGGAUGCUGGCUGGCACUAGCUGCAGGCAUCCAUAAAGGCUAAUCACCACUAAUUGCCGAGGCGGAGCAGGGCUGCCUGUUGUGGGCUGAGUAAUGCCCCCCCCCCCCCCCCUUUUAUACACUACAGUGGACCAUGAGCCAUACACAUGAGCACACAUCACUUUCCCUGCAUACUGUAAACCUCUAAAAAACAGAAUUGCUUGUAACACUGAUUUAUGACAUCUGUUAUACCACAGUGGUAAUAGUGUGUACUGCAUAUGUAUUCCUGUCUUGUGGUACAGUAAACCCUUAUGACCCAGAGGACCAUUUUGUCUGUCUGCUAAUUCCCUUUAAUUAAAUCAAAGCAUCCUGAGACCUGCCGCUGCUGGCAAUGCUAAAGCUAUAGCUGUGAAUUAGACCCGGCGGGCCUGGCAUGGUACUGGGGACGCGGAGCCGACACGCAUCUGCAGGCUCUCUGUUGUGUUUUUUACAGCUAGUGAAAUAAGGCGAUGCACAAAGGCUUUCUCAUGGAGCCUGACGUUCUCCUGAACCCUGCCAGAUGUUUUGGAGGAGAUGAAAAACAUAUUACUGCAGAAACAUGCAAAUACAACACAAUGUCCACAGAGUAUGGCUUGCCUUCGUUUAGCUAGGGGUCUGCAGAAUAUGUGAUAAAAGCUAAAUGACUAACAUUCCCUACUCGUUUUUGUCUCAGUUUUCAAGUUUGUGACUGAUUUCUCUUGUGUAGGUUUGAUUGGGUGGGCUGUGAGCACACAUCACAUUAAAACUGAAAGAGGGUAUUGUGUGUGUGUCUAUGAAUGCUAGUUACUAAGACCUUAUGGUUCAUUUGGCUCAGCGAUGGCUGUUCUCCCCUGUGGAGGCUAUUGGCCUCUCCAUCGCAUUCAGAUGCUGUGGGAGGAGGUCAAAAGCCAAUAGAGACAUGAGUGAUUGCUAGUUUUCCAGCGCUGCUUAAACACAAGCUGUGCGUUGGCCAGCUCUGAGCUGGGAUUUUAAAUAAGCCAUUUGUCUCCAACUCUUAAGGGUGGUGGUUGUGAAUCCACUGAAGCUGUUAGCAAUGUUCCAGUGAAGCAUUUCUAGUGUUACUGUGGCUACAGGCAUGACAGUGAAACUGAUUCCACUCCACUGUCUCUCUGUCAAGCACAGAACAGGGGCCUAGAGUUUUUCCUGGUCAGGUUAUGUGGUCAAGAAAAACUCUGGCCAUAUGUGUGUACCGCAAAGUCAGAUAAACAGUUGCAUUAACUGGGUCAUGUUUAGGCACAAGAAGGAUGGAAACCAAGUAAAACGGGGAGGUACUAUUUGAACUUGUCUGACUAGAAAUACUUUCCAACGGUAUGCCCUAAUAAAUACGAAUUGUUGCGAAUACCCAAACACCUGCGGAGCCUGUCGUCCAUGUCAAAAGGGAUGUGAUGUGUGACUACUGAGAUGCAGAGUGAGACUGACCACGUACCUGUUGUGUCUCUGCAUGUCCACAGGAGGAGUGCUUCCUCAACCUAGAGGCGCCCAUCGCUAGAGUCUGCGGCUACGACACUCCCUUUCCUCACAUCUUCGAACCCUUCUACAUCCCAGACAAGUGGAAGUGCUUUGACGCCGUCAAGAAGUUGAUCAGCUACUGA